Tilletiopsis washingtonensis is the source of this 1314-nucleotide messenger RNA. RefSeq lists its product as hypothetical. Bases 1 to 1314 code for a protein of 437 amino acids. The transcript has 4 exons. Lineage: Eukaryota; Fungi; Basidiomycota; Exobasidiomycetes; Entylomatales. Gene Ontology annotation, cellular component: membrane. The record is from RefSeq and is a predicted model, not a curated record.
AUGUACGCCGUCGUGCUCGGCAUGACCGUCGCCAUCAUUACGGUCUUGAUCUGGACCUUCGGCACGCUCUACUGGGGCUCGUUGUACAACCCGCAGGCGCACCUCUACCGCCUCACCGCCGUCGUGGUGAACCGCGACGGCAACGGCGCCAUCGGGCAGGCCGUCAGCAGCGGCCUGCUCGCCCUCAACAGCGCCAGCUCGCCGCACAUGACGUGGAGCGUCGUCGACGGCAGCGCAUACCCGACGCAGGCCGACGUCGACGAGGCCGUGCACUACAAGCUCAGCACCUGGCUCGCCAUCGAGGUCGCCGAGAAUGCCUCGCAGCAGCUCGCGGCCGCGCGCGCCGCCGGCAACGCCAGCUGGGACCCCACCAGCGUCAUCACGGCCACCUACGUGCAGGCGCGCAACCAGGCCACGAUCGACGGCCAGGUGCUGGCCUUCUUCCGGCCCGCCAUCACGCGCAUCAUGGCCGAGCUCAAUGCGCAGCUCGCUGCCGAGUACCUCUCGGCCAACUCGGGCAACGCGGCCGCCAUCGCCGCGCUGGCCGCUGCGCCGCAGACCAUUGGCGCGCCCGUGGGCCUGACGUACCGCAACCUCGCCAUGUACCCGACGGUCGCCAACGCUGCCACGUUCGUCGGCCUCAUCUACCUCUGCAUUCUGGCCUUUAACGUGACCAUGGCCGGUGGAGCGAUCCGCGAUGCCUUUGGCCUCGACCUCAAGCUCAACGCGCGCUCGCAAGUGCUGCUGCGCCUCGGCGGCCCGUUCCUCUGCUACAUCAUCCUCUCGCUCAUGUGGUCGCUGCUCGAGCUGCCGUUCCACCUGCCCUUCGGCGGCAACUUCUCGCACGGCGCCGGCUUCAUGGUCUGGUGGAUGUUCACCCUCCUCGGCAUGGCCGUGCUCGGCUACUGGACCGAAGGCUUCUACGCGCUCGUGGGCGCCAAGUGGGUCGCAUACUCGCUUCUUGUCAUCAUCCUCACGAACGUGUCAGGCGCAAACCUGGCUGUGGAGGCACAGAACGCCUUCUACAAGUUCUCGUACGCCAUGCCGUUCUACGUGACCAAGAACGCCUACCUCAACAUUCUCUUCCACGUCGGCUACCGCGCCGAGCUGGCCAAGUCGUUUGGCAUCUUGGUGGGCUGGCUCAUCCUCUCGCUCGUGACCAUCCCGAUCUGGCUGCGGCUGGAGCGCAAGCGCCUCAUCAAGGCCAAGGCCGCUGGCUCGCCCGGCCCGCCGGCAAAGAAGCAGGACGAGGAGAAGGCCUCGUCGGCGCCGCACGACGUGUCGCACGAGUCGUCGCACGACACGUCCGCAUGA